GUUUUCCCUCCUUAGUAACGCCUUGACAUUUAGGUUUUGCUUGUAAAAAAAACUGUCAAACGUGUAUGAUUUUGUAGUAUGGAAAUAUAUAGGCAAUUUAAACAGAAUGGGUAUUUCACAGCGGAUCUCUAUCAUUUAUUGUUUAAGAAGAAGAUUGUGGACACACAGGAAGUGAUAAUCCCGUCCGAAUAUGCAGAGGAAAUGAAACUCAGUACCCAGGAACGAUUGCAAACCCUUCACAAAGUAGAAGUGGACAACAUAGUCACCGUGGGUGCUAAACACAACCCAGCCAGUGUAGUCUUAGAGUUCACGCCGAAGCUCCUCGUAUUUCAGAACUUUAAACCAAAUGAGAAAGUCACUGCGAGGUUUUCCGUUAAGAAUAUUAGCAAGGCAACCACACACCUGACCAUGAUAUACAAGGAGUGUUCGUUGAUCUCCGUGAAGCUGGCAAGCGGGCAGCUGCUGUCGCGGCUGGCGCCCGGCAUCAGCAUGACCUUCCAAGUCGUCUUCCGACCCGACACGCUCACCGACUUUGUGCAUAAGGUCACAUUUACCACCGAAAACGACCAGUAUGUCUUGCCUAUUUUUGCUAUGGGUCCUAGGCCUGUGUUUGACUUCCCUGAUGAGAUUAGCAUACCAGCAGCGCCGUUAAAAGUCGAAAAUCAUAUCACUGUGUUGGUGCAAAAUAUUGGUUUGACGUCAGCUGGCUUCAAGUUGGACACGAAAUGUCCAUUUUCUGUUCAACCGAAAUCAGCCUAUUUAAACCCAAACGAAAUAGUUGGAAUAAAAGCAAUUGUUAAAACAAUGCGCCAAGGACACAUAGAAGGCUCGUUGUUCGUAUUGUUUGAAACCGGCGAAAUAUUUAAAAUAAGACUUAUCGGGUCAACAUUUCUGGUGAGCGUUCAGCUUGAGAAGCAGGUGGUCAGGUUUUUGGAAACAUACAACACGAUGGUGCGGCAGCAAACCUUCAAGAUUACCAACAAAUCUGAACACCUGCUCACCUACAUGUGCAUGAAAAAUGAAGAUGUCAUACACGAUUUUGACGAGAAAGUGAAACUAGCACAUAUACUUUACGAAUUUAAAAGAAGCGAAUCAGCGAAGUGCCAAAAACUCGUGUACUACGAUGUUCUAAAUAGUGACGAACACGACCGUGUGUAUACUCGGAUAUUCUUUGACCAGAUACAUUCUCUCGUAGCAGAUGAAUCGUUACAUUUCCAGGAUACCCAUUUUUCUAUUACACCCAUUAAAGGAAAAAUAUGGCCAAAUAAGUCGACAGAACUGACGAUAACUUUCUACCCCCAUGCAAUAGGCGAGUUUAAAGCUGUGGCCUAUUUGGACAUAGACGGCACACCGGACCGCAUGCCGCUUUCUAUGGUCGGGACGUCUCUGCCUCCGGAUAUUGUUCUCAAUUUGGAAACCUUGGACAUGGAUCGUGUUUAUAUAAAUAAGAAGUACAAUUUCGAAGUAAUUGCGAUAAAUAAAGGUCACAUAAACGGUGUGAUAGUAUACCAGGACACGCCGACACUGUUCGGCAGCCACGUGACGUGCUCGCCCGCACUGCGCUGCCUGCGUCCCGGCGAGCGGGACAUCUUCGUCAUCUCCUUCAGCAACUCCAACCAGGGACCGUACUUUGAGGAAGUCAACUUCCUCAUACGUGACACUGAGGUGGUGUUGAAAUUAUACUUGAAGGGAGAAGUGAUAUACCCUUCGGUAAGGUUUAGUAUACCAUGUUUGGACUUUGGGACUGUCAGCCUUGGAGUACCGACAACCUUAGAAUUUGAUGUUAUAAAUGAUUCAAUUGUGGAUUUGAGUGCAUCAGUAAAAAUUUCAUCUGAUGGUCCGGAAGUGAGCAGUAUCUUGUUGGUUGACUACGCUUUGGCGGAAAUGCCAAAGCCGGAAAUUCCUCAAUGGCCGAGAGAAUUUGACAUACACCCAGCAAAAAUUUAUUUGGGGCCUGAAGCCACAUUAUCUCUGAGAGUUACAUUAACUGCAAAUUUGAUAAGAGCCAAUCAGACAUCUCUCGAAUUGGAGCUAGAGAAAUCAGACAGUCCUCCAAUUAUUUUACCGGUGACUUUCGACGCCAGAGUUCCCGAGAUCAUUCCCGCGCCAGACAUCAACCUGCGAGCGUGUUUCUUAGAUUUUCCUUAUCAAUAUGAAAUACAAGUUCAAGCGAACGAGAUAAAAGGAUACUACACUCUUUUAGAUCAGGAAGAAGAGACGACGUUACAGGUUAUAGUCGGUAAUAAAGAAGGAUUUAUAGAGCCUCAUAGUAUUAUUACCUUUCCAGUUACUAUAAGAACAUGCGCUCUUGGCGUUCAAGAGUAUAUGAUCAGGAUAAAUGUGUUCGGAUUGUCAAAGCCCGUGGACAUAUGCCACGUGUUAGAGUGCGGAAUCCGGCCGAUCGUCACCUGCACUCCUCUGGCUCUGCACUGGGGCCAGGUGAAGUUGCUCAGCAGAACGCGGAAGACUUUAACUCUGACUAAUGAUUCGCCGGUCGUCGUGCAUUUCAGAGCCUCGGUGUUAAACCGUGACGGCAAAUGGCAGAUCCAGCCCAGCGAGGGACAGAUCGACCCCGAGAGCGACACAGAUUUAUGUCUUACGCUUUAUCUGGUCGAUGCUGACACGUACGUCAACAAGGCUGUGGUUCAGUUGGAAAAAGUUAAGGAAAUUCUUAUCCCCCUGUCAGCCACUGGAGUGGGAACAAGCAUUGUAGUUGGUGAGCUACGAGAUCGAGUAAUUCUUGGGCGACAUUUUACGAAUUUUCCACUCAAUUUUAAGGUAGACAUGGAAAAUAAAGGAACGCGAAUACAUGCUUUAGAAUGGAGCGAACAUUACAAAGCACCCAAGACGCAACCGCGAACUGCUGGAUUUUUUAAUCUGGAACCUCGAGUUUUCAAAAUAGCAGCUGGAGAAAAAAUGGAAUUGACAAUAACCGGCGUUUCUCAUAAAGUAACGUCUGUUAAGGAAGUGUGGUACUUAGUAGGUAGCGUGGAGGGCAUAAACAAAAAAGAACUUUUAUUGGAGUGUGAAAUUAUUGCCGAAUUUGUGGAUCCAAAAAUAGAGGUGUCGACAUCACUCUUAGAAUUUCAAUAUGAUUUUGGACCAUACAGCGAUUACUAUAAAUUAACUGAAAUAGUAACAAUUAAAAAUGUGUCUAAAUUACCUUUGGAUAUAGAUAUAAAUGUUAAAUCUCCCUUUGUAAUUAUCAAAAAGAAGAAUACGUAUAAGGUUGCGCAGGAGGAUGCAGACAUGUGUGCCUGCAUCUGUUAUCGAGAGAGUGAUUUAGAUGUAGCCAAUAUCCUCAAAGUUGGAGCCAAGGAGUCAAAAAUAUACAUAGACUAUUUAACACUAAAGCCAGUAGAACCAUUAAGAAAGGGCGCGCUGAACUUCUUUCAAGAUAUAAAUAAAAUUAAAAUGGCAUUUAAUUUAACCCAAAAUGUUGAAGAGCGUCUAGAAGAUCAAGAAAUUAUGAAGUUACAGAUUUUGUUUGAUACUACAAAACACAUGAAUUUGAAAUCUAGAAUCUAUACUGAUUCCAUGAGAAUUCAAUUUAAAGGGCAUAAAAAUAAGGACUCUGUUAAAAUAAUUGGAAGAAUAAAUUUUCCUAAUAUAUUAGUUACCACGCCACGGAUAGACUUUCAAUGUAUUGUAAAUAGCAGCAUCGAGAGUAAAACAAUACAACUUCAAAACCUUACACCGCUGCUGGUUUGCUUCAGAUUCCAAUGGAAAAAGUGUGUCAUUAGUAGUAAUGUCAUGGUAAGAUAUUUUGAUGGCGUGGCGCGGCCGGCCUCUAACGUGCGUCCCACGAGUAAGGGCAACAUCCGCUCGGUGUACCCCUUACAUUCCAUUAAAGUGUCAAAAGGGCCUCUACGUAUUGGCUUCGGCUCCGCGCACGCCUCCCAAAGGUCCGGAAAACCAUUUUUCCGUGAUGGGAAAGACUUUUACAAUGUUUGUUUUUUUCAAGAGCAGCCUGAAAUACCUGAAGUGCAGUUACCGCCGUGUAAAGAUGGCGAUAUCAAUACUUCAUCAUAUUAUGACACAGAUACGGGGUUUACAAAACCAGGAGAUAAACUAAAAGAGAUCAUGGGUGCGGGAUAUCGCACUCCAUUUCACUCUCCAAUUAGUCUAAAUAAUACAUCGGAAAAAAACGACCAAAAGGCAGAUGCUUUAACAUCAAACAUUCCGGCCAGUGAGGACAGUGCUGUUAUUCCUGUAUCCAGAGAUGUGAAUAUAACUAGAACCAAAAUAAUUCGAAAAAUCGCUCCAAUGAUACCUUUUCAAUACGAUAUGAAAUUUCCUUGGAUUUGGAAAUUCCGUAAAUUAGAACAUGGCAAUAAAAUAGACACAAACCAAUUGCUAAGAGUCGCGCCAUUUAAAGGACUCAUGAAACCCAAUGAUUGUCAAAAUAUUCACAUCAUUUUUAUUCCUAGUUGGAAUAUAAAUGUUAAAGCUGUACUGGAAUGCGAAGUGUUAGGAGGACCAUCGGAGUUUAUUAGCGUCACAGGCCAAACUUCAGAGAUAAAAUACAAUAUCAAUACUCAGAAGUUGAAUUUCAAAAUCCGAUCUUUCCAUGACAAUGAAACUGAGUUAUUGAUUUUAACUAAUACCGCACGAUUGGUAUUUGAAUAUAAGACGUAUUUAAAUGAACCAAAGUUCGAGACAGAGUUAAACGGCACUAUACUCGAUUUGUUGCCUUCAGAAAGCACCUUACAGUCCGAGGAGAAGAUAGAGAUAAAGGUUGUCGUACGACCUGGUGUGCUCGGUUACUUUCAUAGUGUGUUUUUGUUGGAGAUAGGGCAUCUACCACACAUCCCCAUUGAAGUGUUUGGCUGGGGGGUAAUUCCUCAGGUGUAUCUUUCAUUACCGAGGCCAGAAAUUGUGAAUCUAAAACCUGAAACAGGUUAUUUGGCCAUUCCAACUUUGACUGAGGAAUACUUAAGUGCUAUAAGCGAAAUAUUCAGUUUCGCUCACAAAGAUCACGUAAAUACACCUAUGACGGAAGGCUGUUUUAACGACCCUGAUUUGCAACGCGGUUGGCACAUUUGCUCGGAUUGGGAUGGUUAUCCUUCGAAUAUGGAUAUUGACUUAGCAAUUGAGAGAAUGCUGGUGAUCGAGCACAUUAAAUUGCGCCCAGAAAUUUUAGUAGCAUAUUCCACAAAAACAAAGAUAGAUCCUAUCGCUGGAUUUCUAACAACACCGUACGUCGUCGAUUUCGGAGUUGUUAUUAUGGAUACCACGGUUCAAUGCGUAGUAGAAGUGAUCAACUACGGCCCAAUAGACACGAAGCUGCAUUUAGCCAAACCGAUAAACUGGCCAAGUUGGCUAGGGUUGAAGUUGUGCGGCAAGCUGAAACCGGGCGAGAGUGGUAAAAUGGAAGUCACUUUAUCACCCAACUUAGAAGAUUUCUAUGAAUUGGAACAAUAUGUUGAAAAUACUUUCAAAGUAGAGGUACCUUAUGGAAUCACAAUUCCCGUUAAAGUGAAAGCACUUUGUGCCGUCCCUUACUUGGCAUCAAACGUCGAGGCCAUAGAUUUUGGGUCAGUAAGAUGUGGUGACAAAAUAAUUAACACAAUAUCUUUAAAGAAUGUGGGCAAACCAACAUGUAUCUGGUACGUCACAUUGAAACUUAAAGUUCAAAGACAUAAUCCUAUGACGGUGCUGGAUAAUUCUGGAAAAUUUGAACCCGGUGAGGGUGGAUGGCUUCGCAUAGCUUUUAAGCCAGUGACGGAAAUGGUAUACGAAGGCGUGUUAUUAUUUCGGUUCCACAUGAAUCCCAGGAAAAUGGCAAUACCAGUAAGAGGGGUUGGCAUAAUACCUCAAGUUCAUGUCAUCGGAGGCAAGGUUGCUUUUCCUCCAACGCUGCCGUGGGCAGAAACAACUGACAACUACUUCGGCUUCACUAACCCCUGCCCGUUUCCUAUAGAACUUAUAUUCGCACAUAGUGAUCAAAUCUGGACUGUAGAGGAAGAAAUUUAUCAAUUGUUGUAUAAAUACUACAACAAACCGGAAGAAAUGCUUGUUCCUGCAAUAACGCCUGGCGCUGGCAUGCACAAAGAAAUAGACGACUUCUAUAGUAAUUUUAAAUAUCGCGUUAAAAUGCAAAUGGAGGCGGAAGCAACUAGAGCCGCUAGAGGAAAAGCAGCAGCUACUACGACUAAGAAGCCCCCUAAAACGCCCAAAACAGGAAAAUAUAACAUAUCACCCAAAACGGCCACAGAAAUUGUACAAAGAAAAUUUAGAUCGGAAGCCGAAAUUAUAGCAGACGAAAUAAAAGCAUUAAAAGAUCAAGGCAGAGAUCCACUUAAAGAAUGCUUGGAAGCAUUUGAUCAUCACAUUCCUAGUAAGGAAAGCGAAGUACAAUCCAAAGGACUCAUUGUUUUUGUUCAUGGUACUCCGGGUGAAGAAGUACAAUCACAAGAAAUGGCAUAUACGAUUGGUAUGAGAUUAGGCAUACCGACAGUUAACAUUGAUUUGUGUAUGGUAGAAGCAUUAUGCUUUAUUGAUACUGAAGCCAGAACAAUAAUUAAGAGUGCUAUGGACGAAGCAUAUGAAAUAUACAAAAAAAGUAUCUCAAGAGAUGAUGAAGUAGAAAACGAACAUGCUGGAGGUGGUGAAUCGGAAGAUGAAUUUGAAGUGAUGUUAACAAAGUUAAAAGCCUUAGGGAACAGUAAAAACAUUACUACACCUCGGUCAAAGGCUGGUGAUAAAAAAAAGAAAGAGAGCAAUAUAGUGGAAGCAAUGGGAUCUACGACGAUGUUUCAACAGGAAUUAACACAAGAGCUACUGGCAGACUUCUUUGCUCAGCCGAAAUUCCAUCGCGGGUUUGUCAUAGACUCAUUAACGAGUUUUACAUUCAACCAGCCAGCUAUAGCGCUUACAACAAUUAUUAAAAGCAAGCACUGCAUACAGAACAUACACUUGGUACUCUGUCAAUCAGAAUUUAGCAAUUGGGCGCAAUCAUAUGAAGAAGCUCAACGUGAAAAUGAAUUGGUAGAUGAACCAGUGGAAAAAGUAUAUGAGGAGGAGGAAAUAGUAGAGAUCGUAAAAGAAAUUGAUGAAAUGGAUGGCGAGGAUUUUGAAAACUUAAGUCCGGAAUUUAGAUCUCUGUAUGUCAGCCAUGGUUUGGAAACAAGAAGGAAAAAGUUUUUGGAGAAGACUGGGUUUGCCAGACAGGAAAAUAAAACAGACGGCAGUGCUAAAGAGUCGGCACUUCUCGUAAAAAGUUCAGUUGAACAGAAAAAGACAAAAAAAGAUGAAAAGGCUUGGAAAAAUACAAGCGAGUACAUGGGAAUGCUUGGGAAAUACAACGAGUAUUACAAAUGUACAUAUGAUAGCUUAGUUACUAUUGCCAACAAUUGGUCAUUCGAAGAAGGUGCCGUUGGAUUCCCAUUGUACGGUUUAAACGGUCAAAUAUUGGGUGUGCAGAAAAAAACAAAGACCAAGUCAGAAACACAUGUACUGUCUACCGAUGAGAACGAAGCUCAAAGAGGAUUUCCAUUAACUCUGAUAAAAUGUCCCUGUCUACAUUACAAAGAAGCAUUGGUGAACAUGUUUAUGAAUACUCCUGUGAUUCGUGAAGCAUUGAAAGAAGGGAAUAGAGAUGACGAAGACAUUCUUCAAUGUUUGAUGAAAAGGAAAGAAUUUACAGUACUGCUACCAAAAACAAUGCCGUACAUUCAUCAUGAACUGCCCCUAAAGUGGUGCUUUUUGGAUGAAUUACCGGUCAAGAAAUGUGAAUGUAAUCAAAUUACUGACUUAAAUCUUUUAGAUGAUACGACUCAAGAUAAUGUUAUAAAUGUCUUGUCAAAAUGGCACUGUAUUUGUGGUAAAAAGGUGACAUCAUCUUCGACUUCGACUAGUCCAAUUCCUGCUCCGGUUGCGAUUCUUGAAAACUUAACUAUGGAAAAAAGUGAAGAGUCAUACUACCCUAGCCCACUGCCAUUGCAUAGCUUGAAAACUGUUCCAGCUUCCGCUAAACGCAUAGUAUUGGAGCCAGGUGAUCUGGUGCGGUGCAAGUACUCCUUCAGCCCACAAUGGGAAGGCCACUUCAGUGUGAAGCGGUUCGUGGAGGUCAGCGGGUGGCCGGAGUCGAGGGUUGAUAUUCACGUUACUGGCAUUUGCGACUUGCCGAGAAUAGACAGCAGACCCAAGAAAAUGUUUGCAAAUUUUGUUAGAAGAGCAAACUUUGAAGACAACGUAUAUAAAAUCACCUAUUUAGAUGACCUUGCUUUAUUUGAGUUCGGACCAAUUUUUGUUGGACAAAACAGAAUAUAUGAAGAAGAAUACACAAUAGAUUUAAAGAAUUCUUCAUUGAUCACUGCGGACAUUGAUAUUGAAUUUGCUGAACAGACCAACGUUUUCGAUCUGGACAAAACUUUUAUAAGUCUCGAACCCGGCUGCCGCGGAAAGCUAACGGUCACAGCAGCUCCGUCGGAGAUGGGUGUUCAUCGGAGCGUGCUGCUCUUCUGUGUGAAGGACAACCCUGAGAUCGUCACCGUGCUCAUCCAGUGCAGCGGCGUCGUGCCCAUCUUGGAAAUAUUGCCGUUGACUAAGAAUAUUGAUUACGGGAAGCUUUUAUUAUAUCGGCGAGAAGAUGAUAGAUUUAUUGUUAAAAAUGACUCAAUUUUGCCAAUAAUGUGGAAAGUGCGAAAUGCUGAAGAGUUCGCAGAAGACUUCAUAAUUUCUCACACAUCAGGGAUCGUGCCCAGAUAUGACAACCAAGUUGUUCCAGUAAUUUACAUCGCGUGUAGAGUCGGUGUUAUUUUACAGAAGAUAUUGAUCAUAGACAUAUACGACGCUGAGGGACGAGGCCACCCCAUGGUGGUUGACCAGUUGCAACUAUCGGCGGAAUGUUACGACGUCAUGGUCGAGUGCGCCUACGAGAACCCGGUCGACACCUGCCUCGACUACGGCAACGUCAAAGUUAACUCCACCUACUGGAAAACGAUGUUUUUACUCAAUCGCGGCAAAUAUAACAUUUACUACAAGUUGAAGAAAGUGAAGAAUUUCCCAGAGCCGUCUCUGCUAAGAUCCUUCGAGGUGGUCCAAGAAUGCGGGGUCAUCCCCGUGAACAUGAAGUUAGUGGCCAUCGAGUUCACGUGCACACCCACAACAUCCAUGAACCUGGUGAACGUGCCGAUCUACACGUGCUCGUUGCUCGACGGCUCUAAGAAACAAGUCGUGGUUGCCAAGUUUCCUGUUUGCAUUAAUCUUGCAUCUUUCUAUAAUACAUUUACUCUUUUUCCACUGGGCGAGCUCAAUUUCAAUAUUAUCCCUAUUGGCACUGCUAUUAUGAAGGAAGUGAUAUUGAAUAACACUAGUAAAUGUCCAGUUACUUAUGAGAUUGUGCUGCCAGAGCAGUACCAAAUAAGUGCAAGUGCUGCCGAUGUGAAGGUGAAAGAUAACAAGCUUAAAACCCCGCCAAUGAAAUGCGGCAACUUUUUAAUAUUGAAUGAAGAUAACUUGAUGGCCCCUGGAACUAGUCGCACAAUUCAAAUGCAGUUUUACGCCAGCGGGCCGGGGAUGUUCAGAGAAACCAUUAAAUUUAUAAUAAGUGAUACGUGCCCAGCUGAGGCUUGCGGAGUGCCACUAAGACUUGUCGGAAUUGGAGCCGUGCCAACUUUAGAUUUUUGGAACACUGAAAACACGUUCCGAGAACAUUUAAUUGUAAAAAGCCUGUCGGAUUAUAAAGUACCAGAGACGUCUCCGCAUUGCGUUUUUGUGGAAAAUUCAGUCACUCUUCACUUUUUCUGUGUGAACGUGAAUACAACGUUCACGGCAGCGAUCGACCUUUACAACAAUGGAUUGGUGGCCUGUGCGCUUUCCAUGAACCUCCUCACAGAACUCAAUGCCGAGGGAGACAUCUUCUCUUUGGAUAAAUAUGAGACACACAUAGAACCUUUACAACACAAAUGUUUGCGAAUCAUGUUUAGUCCUAAAGCUUUAAAGGAGUAUCGAGCCAUUUUAGGUAUCAAGUUGAAUCUCCUUAACAACCAGCAACAGUCAUUUAGGGUGUGCCUGAUCGGAGAAGGCGUCGUCCCUCGUAUAAAAAUGGUUUGGCCUCCGAUGAGACAGUACAAAUGCUCGCUACUCCAAAUGCCCGUUACUUGCUUGGGCUCCGUCAGCAGUCGCGAAAUUCGCUUUAAGAAUAUAUGUUCAGUAAAAAGCACUGUAAUAUUGAAAAUACAGUCAACAAUCGAAGAGAGGAAUGUAUUUCGGUUGUCAGCGGCUGUCAUGUCGGAAAAUAAUGUUAUUAAAGGUCGAAACGAUAUGAGAAUUAAGUUAAGAUUGAAUCCCGCUGAAUUAGCAGGCGUUGUUGUUCAUUACAACCCCGUCAAAAAAGGGAGGACAAAUUGCGAAAUUCAACUAACCAUUGUUGACAACCCUUACGAGUAUUUUACGGUGUUUUGUGAAGCUGAAGGAUUUAUGGAAGACGUAAUACUGAUUGGACUUGAAAUGUUAUCAAUGGAUGUUGACUUGGGGGCACAGAAUGUUACAGAGUAUGUAUCUAGAGUAUGUUCAACUGUCUCGACCCUCGAUAGCAAAAAGAAAGCUACCAAGAAAAAAGACACUAAAUCCAGUGACACGAAAAAACCCAGGUCACUUUCCAGCUCCGUGACCAUUAGAAACGAGCCGGCUUGCCUAAAAUAUAUUUUAGACUUCGGAGGGUGUGAAUUGAGUUUCAUGCAAAAAAGAUCGAUCAUCAUGGUUAAUAACUCGGAUAAAGUUUAUAAAUUUAAAUGGGAAGAAGCCCACCACUUGUUUGUUAAACCAUCACUAGGAUACAUUUCACCGGCAGAAGAAAAGGACUUAGAAAUUGUGUUUUUCUCGAGUCAACCUGUCGCAGUGAAAAAGGUACUUAUGUUCUGUAAUUUAUCGGCUGUCAGUGACAAUUCCCUAACUCUGGACACCAUUAAGGGAUCCACAUGGGACAGCAGGCAAACGGUCACCACGUUUGACCAUAAUUGUGAAACGUCUGUAGCUGAAAGAGCUGAGCGAGUUAUACAAGAACAGGUUAUUGAACCUCAGGCACCGAUGGGAACUAUUAAAAUGAUAAUAAUGUAUUCUGUUACGACAGAAUAUACUAAAUAUACACACAAUUUGAACGAGAAAGUUUUACUAAAGGAUACGUUUAUAUACCAGACAAGAAAAUUUGAUUUUAAAGUGAAAAACAGUGGUAAAGUACCGAUGAAAAUUACGUGGAGUUUCCAAAUUGAUGAAGACUUCCCCACGACCAUCGACAAACACUUAAAUAAAAAGCAAGGUGAGGACAAUAAGAGGAGUGCGAAUGGUAAGGAAGCAGAUGCUUCUAAUACUAAAGACUCCAGCAAAGAGACUUUGUUUAGUGAAAGUUUGGAGAGAUGCAGUGUAGACACCUGGUUCGAAGUCAAUUUACCCUUCACAAUAGAACCAGCCAAGGAAUGCCUCGAGCCCUCUGAAAGUCGAGUUUUCACAGUUACGUUUUCACCUCUUGAUGCUUUCGAGUACAAAGUUUUACUGAAAAGUUCGAUUGAUAAUUUAGACCCAGAUGAUCAGAAUAUGUUCUGCAAAAUAGUAGCAAAGUCCCUGGUGCCAUAUUGCCACCUGGAUAUAGAAGAGAGCGACUACUUAAUAUCCGGAAGGAGAAAAGUGACAGGAGUUGCUUUGCCGCAACAAAUCACUGUUAUGGAAUUCAAUGUGCUGGGAUCAGGCUGCUAUAAAAAGUCAUUCAACGUUAUAAAUCCUACAAGCGAAGGAUAUGAGUUCAUAUUCGAAAUGGUGGUUGACAAGAUAGAGCUGAUACCUUUCCACUGCAAUACGAUGAAAGGAUACAUGGAAGGCGGUACCUCUUGUGAGGUUACUUUUACCUUCGCUCCCAGUGCUCCAGGGGUUUAUGAAUCUCAGUGGAAAUUUUCGAUAAACCAACACAAUAUAUCUAUCAACUUACUGGUGGUAGGCUUGGCCAGAGAACCCAACGUAGUGUUCGUUCCCACCAUUUUAAUAGUAAGGAACUCUUUAGUUGGGUUCAGUAUCACUGACACUGUGAUGUUGACGAAUAAUGAGAAUGAAAUGCUAAAAUUCGAGUUUAAAGGUAACUCGCUGUUGAAUGAGUCCGGUAAAACACCCGUGAUUAUGGAGCCGGAGAGUGGAAUACUGAAGCCUCGCUCGGCGACGCCGAUCAAAUUUAUUUACACCCCAGUUGUUGAUGGUCCCUUGUCAUUCAAGAUAUUUUGUGCCAUCACUUAUAUGACGAAGUAUUUGACGUUGUGCGUCAAUGCUCUAAGUCUCUCAAUAAGACCAAAAGUAACCUACUUUUUAAUCGGAAAUGAGCAUGUACUUGAUAGCAAAGCUAUAACAAAUAUACAUUUGGAUCAGACCGCCUCAACAUACACAAGAACGUUGACGUUUAUGAUAACGAACGAGGGUUCAUCGACGUUCUUCUACGAGUGGGGCUACAACAGCUCGGCGGUUAAAAAGUACCUGACUGUGACGGUUGAGCCGCGAACGGGGCACGUGGCCCCCGCGAGCCAAGCGGAGUGUACCCUCAGCUUUACUCUCAAGACUGUGCCGGUGCAAGCCUUUCCUGUGACGCUCUACAUUGUGGACGGACCGGAAUACAGUAUACUCCUCCACUCAGAAAUAGAAAAACCAAUGUACCAUUUCUCCUGCAAGGGUUUCGAUUUCGGAAAAUGCAUAAUAAACGCACCGGACAACACGUACAAGAAAAUCGUAACUUUUGUGAACGAUGACAAAGUUCCUAUUCUCCUUGCGUUGGAUUUUCAAACUCGGCCCGAGCUCCUCGUGGACUACAAGGCAGUGCCUGCUAUCCAGCCAAAGGAGCAGGUUAAAGUGAAAAUAUUCUUCCGACCGAAACAACAGAUGGAAUAUGAUUUCCCGAUAAAGUUCUGGGUUAAUUCGCUCUGCGAAGAAAUCAUUACUGUUAAAGGAGAAGGUGUAAAGUGCCUUUUCGAUUUAUACGAAGGGUGCGAAAAGAGUUUCGACAUGGGGCCAGUAAAAGUGGGCUCUAAGAUAGUUCGUCAGAUAGAGGUGAUGAAUCACAGCAAAGUGGCCAUAGACGCCAGUUUUAUAUUCAAGGAUAUGUACCCCGGAAUAGAGGACACGCUUCAGUCGGAGGCGACGAGCGUGUGUCUGGAUCCCGGUGAUUCUGGUCCGGUUAUGGACCUAGGACCUUCACGAAGUUACAUGGUGAAAAAUUACAACGACGACAAGAUCCGAAAUCAAAUCGCGAUGGACAUUCAAAAUGCACUGUCGUCGUUAAAGGUCAUCCCUAAAGAAUGCAAGAUACUGCCUUACAGAAAAAUCCCUUUGAAGAUUCAAUUUAAACCUGUUGGCAUGAUCAGCGAUUUGAACGUUCAGCUGAACAUGAGGGUGCUAAACAUCGAGCGGCCGCUAGUGCGGUUGAGCGGCAGCGCCACCGGCAUGAGCCUGUGUCUCAGCCAGGACUCGCUGCAGUUCGGCCGCGUGCGCAUCCGCGGAUGCAAGAUACUGAAGGUCAUGUUGCUGAAUAAAGGGGACUUCGGGGCCAGAUUUUGGUGGCAACCCUUGAUGUCCGACGAGUUUAUAAUUUCGCCGAUGCAAGGCCACAUCGCAGCACACACUAACGUGACCUACACGAUUACCUACAGGCCAAAAAGCCACAAUCCGUUUGUCAAAUUAUGGGCGAGCUGCAACAUCGAGAACUACAAGUCACAGGAGCUAGCCCUGUACGCCGCCUGCUUGGACGUGGGCGACGUGGCGGCCAAGACCUUGUACGUGGAGUGUCCCGUGCGGGAGGUCACAACUAGCUACAUGUCGGUUACGAACCCAACCGACGGGGUUUGGCUAGUGCUCUCCGAGUUGUCUCCCGGACCGUUUUCCACGUUAGCCCAGUGCCAGAUCGAACCUAACUCAGUUUUCGAUAUCCCGAUCUAUUUCAAGCCGAAAACUAUGGGAAAACACGAGAACCAAUUAUUAUACACUAAUUUGGGCGAGAACGCACUCUUCGUAAGUGUACUUGGCGUAGCGUGGCCGCCGAAUCCUAACGGACUAAUAACCUUCAAAGUGGCUGCCAAAGGCGUUCACACGGAGCUAUUGAAGGUUCAUCAUAUCACCGAGUCCCCAGAAUCAUACGUAGUGUCGACGGAGGUAGUGAAGGUGGUACCCGAUAAGUUCGACGCUUUCUACGAGAUCAAGCACCCGGAGACCGUAAAAGUGUGGGGUGAAACGUGCGCCACGUGCCGGUGGGACUACGCGUGUUAUGGCGAGUGCGAGAUGCACAUGAAAGUGGUGUUCGUAAACAAGGAGACGCGCGAGUACCAGUUCUAUGAGAUCGUGGCGACCGUCACCCCGAGCGAGAUCGUGGACACCCUGACGAUGACGUCACGGGCCCGCGAAACAGUCCAGCGGGAGAUAAUUGUGCGCAACCCGUUAGCCGCUCCGGUUACCUUCAUUGUGCGCUGCCAGCAACUGGACUGUCCCAGCACCAUUGAAGUAGGAAGACACUCACAGGCGCCACUCGUAAUGUCCUACUCGCCAUUAGUAGUAGGCGAAAGUGAGCAGUACUUGGAGAUUUCCAACGAUUACGUCGGAACAUACACGUACAAGAUGAAACUGAAGUGCUUGCCAGCCAAGGCAAAGGAGCUAGUGAUAGACACGCCGAUUGGCACGCGGGCCCCGCUGAGGCUUCGAGUACAGAACAGGAGUCCCGUCAAAGCGGUCUUCACAUGCGAAGUCACACAUCCAUCAAUCACGACUGAUAAGGAGUAUUUCCUGGGUCCGUUCGAAAAGGGCAAGUUCCUCGUGUACUUCGAGCCGACCGAAGUUGGCCUACAACAAUGCACAGUGUCGUUUGAUUCGCCGGACGCCGGAGAAUUCGUAUACCACAUAAAGGGAACGGCAAAAGUACCAAAGCCCCAGGGGCCCUUUGAAAUUAAGGCGGGUGGUUAUACAACGAUAACAUUCAAAAACGUAUUCAUGGACAGCAGAACGUUUAAGAUGUCAAGCGAUAAACAGGAAUUUUACGUUAAAAAUCCUGUCGAAAUGAUACAAUCUAAAAAGGAUACGAAGGUGUUGGUGUACCUGAACGACAAGUGGGUGGGCGGCACGCCGACCGGCUGCCUCACCAUCGAGAGCCUCGAGCCGCCGGAGCCGCGCGCUCACUGGACUUACUUCCUGCAAGGAAUCCCCUGACUUUUCUAUUAUUUAUUUACUUUCCUAUUGUCAUUAUUUCAUUAUAUUAUAAAUAUAUUUUAGCAC
Molecule: messenger RNA, 15234 nt
Organism: Cydia amplana
Lineage: Eukaryota; Metazoa; Arthropoda; Insecta; Lepidoptera; Tortricidae
Product: hydrocephalus-inducing protein homolog
Exons: 80
Coding region: 79-15168 (5029 amino acids)
Biological process (GO): axonemal central apparatus assembly; cilium movement
Cellular component (GO): axoneme
Source: RefSeq, a predicted model, not a curated record